UUCUAGUAUGGCCACCAACGUAAAAACCAUGGUAGUUUAAAGAGCGCAAGGUGGCAACCUCUAUGAACAUAUGUUUGUCGAUAACACAAACUGAUAAGCAAAACACAAAAGUAUCAGCACUAAAUAACAACACAUCAGUUUUUACCGGCAAAAUUAUUGCGAUUAGUUGACAAAUUAUUUUCCAGUAGCGAAAAAUGGAGGAAUAUGAGUCUAGAUUGUGGCCCAUAUUUAUACUGACCACUUGUGUCAAACUAAUGUUAAUGCCCGCCUAUCAUUCCACAGAUUUUGAGGUGCACCGCAACUGGUUGGCAAUAACAUUUAAUUUACCGUUAAAAGAGUGGUAUUACGAUAAAACUAGCCAAUGGACUUUAGACUAUCCACCCUUCUUUGCCUACUUUGAAUGGCUGCUGGCUCAAGUGGCCAAAUUUGUUGAUCCGAAAAUGUUACAACUCACUAACCUCAAUUAUGCCUCUGAAGAGUGUAAACACUUUCAAAGAAUAUCCGUAAUGGUUAUGGAUUUAGUGUUUUGUUGGGGUGUUAAGCGUUGUAUUAAUGCCUUAGGACGCAUGGGUUUUAAGGUACAAAAAUUAUGGGCGGAAGCUAUUUUGUUAUUUAAUGUGGGUUUGUUAUUUGUUGACCACAUACAUUUCCAAUAUAAUGGUUUCCUAUUUGGUUUACUAUUGUUGAGCAUUAGUUAUAUAUUGGAAGAUCAGUUUUUAAAAGGAACGUUUAUUUUCGCCUGUUUGUUAAAUUUUAAACACAUCUUUCUAUAUACUGCUCCAGCUUUUGGCAUUUAUUUGUUGAGAUAUUAUUGUUUGGAUGCCAGUAAAAAUCCGGUUUUAUGUUUACUUAAAUUGCUGUCGGUGGGUUUAACUCCGUUUGUUUUGGCAUUUGCUCCAUUUUAUCAACAUUUACCACAAGUUAUAAGCCGUUUGUUUCCUUUUAAACGUGGUCUUACGCAUGCCUAUUGGGCUCCUAACUUUUGGGCUUUAUACAAUACAGCUGAUAAGGUAGCAUCGAAGGUUUUGAAAGUGGAUUCGUCAUCUUCUGCUUCAUUUACAUCGGGUUUGGUGCAGGAAUAUGAUCAUGUUGUCCUGCCAUCGGUUAGACCUCUGGCUACUUUUGUACUUACGUUGGUAACAAUGUUGCCCAUGCUUUGGAAAUUAUGGAGCUUUACAAUUAAAAGAGAAGCUAAGAUCAACUUCCUCAGAGCGAUUGUUAUCUGCUCGGCUUGUUCCUUUAUGUUCGGUUGGCAUGUACAUGAAAAGGCAAUUCUAAUGUGUCUGAUACCAUUAUGUCUCUUAUUCUUUGUCUCUCCCACCGAUGCUAAAUACUCUUUUAUGUUAAGUGCCGUGGGUCUGUUCUCCCUCUUCCCCUUACUUUUCCACAUAGAUUUACUUAUCAUACGUUACUCUGCCUAUCUGGCCUAUAUGGGCUACAUGUAUACUCGCUACGUUUAUGUACACAAAGAUUAUCCAGAUAUGAAUCUUCUAGAGGAUUGUUAUAUACACGGUCUUGUCAUAAUACCCAUCUAUGAACAUUUGAUCGGUUGGCUGACGGGUUUAAAUGAAAAACUUCCCUUCCUGCCUUUACUCAUGUACUCGACAUAUUGCGGUAUUGGUGUUUUAUAUUGUUUCAUACGUUAUUAUAUACAUGCAUUAGAUCAUAAGACUAUCAUCACUAGUGCUAAGACUACAAAAUCUAAAACUAAAACUAAUAAUAUAAAAAAUAUUGAGACAUCUUCUAAAACUUCUUCACAACAUGUUACGGCGUCCUCUGCCGACGAGUCUCUGUUACCGCAGAGCGCAAAAACAAAGGUGAAACCGGUGAAACAGAAGAAGUCGCAGAAGGAGAAGAAGCAUAAAUAAAUGAAACUGUUGUAUUGUAACUCCUGAAA
Messenger RNA from Lucilia cuprina (Australian sheep blowfly), 1897 nucleotides. RefSeq names its product probable dolichyl pyrophosphate Glc1Man9GlcNAc2 alpha-1,3-glucosyltransferase (gene xit). NCBI's taxonomy places the organism in Eukaryota, Metazoa, Arthropoda, Insecta, Diptera, Calliphoridae. Gene Ontology annotation, cellular component: endoplasmic reticulum membrane. Gene Ontology annotation, molecular function: dolichyl pyrophosphate Glc1Man9GlcNAc2 alpha-1,3-glucosyltransferase activity. Bases 195 to 1868 code for a protein of 557 amino acids. The transcript is spliced from 4 exons. Gene Ontology annotation, biological process: protein N-linked glycosylation. The record is from RefSeq and is a predicted model, not a curated record.